Molecule: messenger RNA, 159 nt
Organism: Loa loa (African eye worm)
Lineage: Eukaryota; Metazoa; Nematoda; Chromadorea; Rhabditida; Onchocercidae
Exons: 1
Coding region: 1-159 (52 amino acids)
Source: RefSeq, a predicted model, not a curated record
AUGCACAUACAUGCACACAUAUGUACACACAUGCACACACACGCACACACAAGCACAAACACGCGCACACACGCAAACAAAUGCACACACACACGCAAAUACAUGCACAUACAAACGUACAUACACACACGUAAACGUGCACAGAGACAUAUUACGUGA